AUGUCUCUUACUAUUCCAACAAACCUUUCAAAACCCAUUUCAACAUCUAAGUUUGGGUCUCAAUUUACCACAAAACCAAGAACUUCAGCCAUUGUUUGUUCUUCAAACCAAACCCCUGUUUCUAAUUCAACCGAGGAAAGUUCUUCUUCAUUAAAGGCAUUCUCUGCAGCACUUGCUUUGUCUUCUAUUCUGUUGUCAGCACCAGUUCUUCCAGCUUCUGCUGAUAUCUCUGGGCUUACACCUUGCAAGGAUUCAAAACAGUUUGCUAAAAGGGAGAAGCAACAGAUCAAGAAACUUGAGAGUUCUUUGAAACUUUAUGCACCUGAUAGCGCCCCUGCACUUGCUAUUAAUGCCACUAUUGAAAAAACUAAACGCAGGUUUGACAACUACGGGAAACAAGGACUGUUGUGUGGAUCAGAUGGACUACCACACUUGAUAGUGAGUGGAGACCAGAGGCACUGGGGUGAGUUCAUCACACCAGGGAUCCUCUUCUUGUACAUUGCUGGAUGGAUUGGAUGGGUAGGAAGGAGCUACUUGAUUGCAGUAAGAGAUGAUAAGAAACCAACAAUGAAGGAAAUCAUCAUCGAUGUUCCAUUGGCUAAUAGACUCGUUUGGAGAGGCUUCAUCUGGCCUGUUGCUGCUUACAGAGAGUACUUGAAUGGAGACCUCAUUGACCCUAACGUCUAAUUUUGAUUACCCAUGUUUAAAUUUCUCUUGUUGGAGACUCGUGGAAUUAUACUUUCACUUGUUUAUAUCCAUGAAAGAUUGUGAAUUUUC
This is a messenger RNA of Solanum stenotomum, 777 nucleotides long. Its product is annotated as photosystem I reaction center subunit III, chloroplastic-like. The transcript is spliced from 2 exons. NCBI's taxonomy places the organism in Eukaryota, Viridiplantae, Streptophyta, Magnoliopsida, Solanales, Solanaceae. Bases 1 to 687 code for a protein of 228 amino acids. Gene Ontology annotation, cellular component: photosystem I; chloroplast thylakoid membrane; photosystem I reaction center. Gene Ontology annotation, biological process: photosynthesis. The record is from RefSeq and is a predicted model, not a curated record.